UGGUGAGAUGGGAUGACCCCAAACUUAGCUGGAAUCAGAAGUCUCUGUGAUACUGGCGCUAUCCCUGCUCUCUGCCCGCAGAAGCCAUGAACCUGUAACUGGGGAAGCUUCCCCUCAACCAGUGUGUUACCACCAGAUCUGCAGUACAGAAGCCAGCUGCCCUGUCACCUCAGCAUCCUCCAAAGAGACCCCAUCCCCUGGUAUUCCAGUGCGGUGCAUGUGCCAGAGUAUGCAGAUUAUCUUGUGUUCCAGCUUCAGGGAGGGCAGAACAACCAACGUCUUUUGUCCUCUCUAACAUCCCACAAUAGUCCAUCUGGUAUCACUGGACCUUUCCUGUUGGCCAGAACAUAAAACCUUCUGCAGGAGGGCGGGAGAGCCGGGGCUGCAAGAACCAGGAGGGGGAAAGUGGCUGGUCUGAAAGGGCGGAGUGGGAAAGGAAGCCCCAGCAAGGAGCCGCACCAGCCCCACACGGCACGCUAGGCUGGGAUGACGAGAGGGGAAAGCCAGGCUCUAGGAUGCUGGGGCCAGCUAGGCUAGACCUGCCCACGUGAUCCUCACUGCUUCCAGCCCUCGCCCUGCCUGCCCAUCAUGCUGUGCUCCUGGCGUGGAAAGCUGAAGCUGCUGCUCGCCACUGCAACGCUGGUGAUCCUUCUCUCGUGGCUCUGUGUCUUUGUGGGCAGUUCAGAAUAUGGCCGUUCCCUCCUAUUGUCUCCUUGUUUUGGGGACCGGCCGAGCCAGGACCUGGAGCGAGAGGCCUUGGCAUCUCAGGUGCGCAAGGUGGAAGAGGAGAACCUGCAACUACGUCUGCGGCUCAGCCAGUCUCAGGGACAAGCUGGGGCUGUGGACCGGAGCGAUGGCAGCCAGCAGUGGGCAGCCUCCUUUGAUGAUGGGGACACCCCAGGGGAUGACAGGAGCAACCGCACGGGUUGCCCCAAGCAGCAGAUGGUGCAGAAGUGUGAGCUCCUGCACGUAGCGAUUGUGUGCGCUGGUCACAAUGCGAGCCGAGACGUGGUCACCCUGGUGAAAUCCAUCCUCUUCCACAGGAAGAACCCUCUCCAUUUCCACCUCAUCACGGACUCGGUGGCUCAGCAGAUCCUGCAGACUCUCUUCCAGUCCUGGAUGGUGCCCUCCAUCCACGUUAGCUUCUACAACGCAGACGAUUUGAAGGCAGAGGUGUCGUGGAUUCCCAACAAGCAUUACUCUGGGAUUUACGGGCUGAUGAAGCUGACGCUCACUAAGGCGCUGCCCUCCAACCUCUCCAAGGUCAUUGUCCUGGACACAGACAUCACCUUUGCCACUGACAUCGCUGAGCUGUGGGCCGUCUUCGGGAAGUUCUCCGACAAGCAGGUGAUUGGGCUGGUGGAGAACCAGAGUGACUGGUACCUGGGAAACCUCUGGAAGAACCACAAGCCAUGGCCAGCGCUGGGACGUGGCUUCAACACAGGGGUGAUCCUGCUGCUGCUGGAGCGCCUGCGCCGGAUUGGUUGGGAGCAGAUGUGGCGGCUGACAGCGGAGCGGGAGCUCAUGAGCAUGCUGUCCACCUCGCUGGCAGAUCAGGACAUCUUUAAUGCAGUGAUUAAGCAGAGCCCAGUGCUGGUGUACAAGCUCCCCUGCUUCUGGAACGUGCAGCUGUCCGACCAUACCCUCUCAGAGCAGUGUUACUCAGAGGUCUCUGAUCUUAAGGUGAUCCACUGGAACUCGCCCAAGAAGCUGCGGGUGAAAAACAAGCAUGUGGAGUUCUUCCGGAACCUCUACCUGACCUUCCUGGAGUACGAUGGGAACCUGCUGCGCAGGGAGCUCUUCGGUUGUGCCAGCCUGCCCAGCCCACCCAGAAACCAACUGCAGCAGGCCCUGGAGGAUCUCGAUGAGGAUGACCCCUGCUAUGAUUUCCGCCGGCAGCACCUUAUGCUGCACCGCAUCCACCUGUUCUUCCUGCAGUAUGAGGUCCUGGCCUCACCUGACCCUGCUGAUGUCACCCUGGUGGCCCAGCUCUCCAUGGACAGGUUACAGAUGCUGGAGGCAAUCUGCAAACACUGGGCAGGCCCCAUCAGCCUGGCGCUGUACAUGUCGGAUGCAGAGGCCCAGCAGUUCCUGCGCUAUGCCCAGGGCUCGGAGGUGUUGAGCAGCCGCAGGAACGUUGCCUACCACAUUGUGUACAAGGAGGGGCAGUUCUACCCUGUCAACCUGCUGCGCAACGUUGCGCUGACCAAUGCACAGACACCCUAUGUCUUCCUGACGGACAUCGACUUCCUGCCCAUGUAUGGUCUCUACGAUUACCUCAGGAACUCCAUCCGGCAGCUGGAGCUGCCCCAGCGGAAGGCAGCGCUCAUUGUGCCAGCAUUUGAGACUCUGCGCUACCGUCUUGCCUUCCCCAAGUCCAAAGCGGAGCUGCUCUCCAUGCUGGACAUAGGCUCCCUCUACACCUUCAGGUACCAUGUGUGGCCAAAGGGCCAUGCUCCAACUGACUAUGCCAAGUGGCGGACAGCUACGGUGCCGUACCGUGUGGAGUGGCAGCCGGACUUUGAGCCUUACGUUGUAGUGAGGCGUGACUGCCCCCAGUAUGACCAGAGAUUCGUAGGCUUUGGUUGGAAUAAGGUGUCCCAUAUCAUGGAGCUUGAUGCCCAGGAGUAUGAGCUGCUGGUCCUGCCCAAUGCCUUCAUGAUCCACAUGCCUCACGCCCCCAGCUUUGACAUCUCCAAGUUCCGCUUGAGCGCUGGCUACCGGGGCUGCUUGCAGACACUGCGGGAGGAGUUCCACCAGGACCUGUCGCGUAGGUAUGGCGCCGCCGCACUCAAAUACCUCACUGCCGAGAGGAGCCUGUGAUACUGAGGGACAGCAUGGCGGUGGACUGGAGGGGGAAGGGGACAGACCACUUCCUUCCUACAUGGCUCACUGCCUGAAAGGGAUCAAACCUGCAGCACAGUUUCUCCAUCACAGGAACAUUAGCUCCCACUAGGGAUGGAAAGAAUCAAGAGAAAGGGGCUCUUAAACUGCUCCUAAGUGGCUGAGGGAGCAGAGCCUCAGGGCUGAGGGUCUCCUCACAGCAGCUGAAAGCCUCACCCAGAGACAGGACAACAUUGCUAAUCUCCCAGCAAGGGGGCUACCUGGAGCCUAUUUCCCACUUCAAGGGCCAUGGUGGGAUUGGUCCCUAUCGUUCAGUUUCCAGAGCUUUGGCCAGUGUGAAUGACCCCAGUGAUGGGGCUCCCAGGCAGUCCCCUGGGGCACUUGCCAGAAAGCUUUACCUGAUGUUCUGCAAGAUGCUCCCUUGCUUGGUUUCAUCAGCUCCUUCCCUUUGCACCCUCUGGGCUUUGCCUCCUUCAGAGCCCUGCAGUUAUUGCUGUCAGGUGUAGCUUAGCCCUGCAAGACAGGCUGAACUUAAUUCUUAAUUUCUUCUGAUGAACCUCUUCUUCCCCUUCUCUCCUCCCCCCCCCCC
Molecule: messenger RNA, 3433 nt
Organism: Terrapene triunguis (Three-toed box turtle)
Lineage: Eukaryota; Metazoa; Chordata; Testudines; Emydidae
Gene: LARGE2
Product: LARGE xylosyl- and glucuronyltransferase 2
Exons: 18
Coding region: 589-2823 (744 amino acids)
Biological process (GO): protein O-linked glycosylation via mannose
Molecular function (GO): xylosyltransferase activity; glucuronosyltransferase activity
Source: RefSeq, a predicted model, not a curated record